Molecule: messenger RNA, 1536 nt
Organism: Venustampulla echinocandica
Lineage: Eukaryota; Fungi; Ascomycota; Leotiomycetes; Helotiales; Pleuroascaceae
Product: Glucose-6-phosphate 1-dehydrogenase
Exons: 7
Coding region: 1-1536 (511 amino acids)
Biological process (GO): pentose-phosphate shunt, oxidative branch; glucose metabolic process
Cellular component (GO): cytosol
Molecular function (GO): glucose-6-phosphate dehydrogenase activity; NADP binding
Source: RefSeq, a predicted model, not a curated record
AUGGCCGACACAAUGAUCAGGCCCGAGGUGCCCACCAAUGCUGGGACGAUCGAGCUGAAGGAUAACACCGUCAUCGUUGUCCUGGGUGCCUCUGGAGAUCUUGCAAAGAAGAAGACUUUCCCAGCUUUAUUCGGCCUUUAUCGCAACCAAUUCCUACCUAAAGACAUAAAAAUCAUUGGAUAUGCACGGACAAAGAUGGACCAUGAGGAGUACCUCAAACGGGUCAAGUCUUACAUCAAGACGCCGACGAAGGAUAUGGAACAGCAGCUCCAGGACUUUUGUAAGAUCUGCACAUAUGUGUCGGGGCAAUAUGACCAGGAUGAUUCAUUUAUUGAGUUGCGGAAACACCUCGAGGUGGCUGAAAAGGGCCGGAAGGAGGCAAAUCGUGUCUUCUACAUGGCAUUGCCGCCCAGCGUCUUCACUACGGUCUCACAGCAGUUAAAGAAGAAUUGCUACCCAAAGAAUGGCAUUGCAAGAAUCAUUGUAGAGAAACCUUUUGGCAAGGACCUUGCCAGUUCGCGGGAGUUGCAGAAGGCUCUGGAGCCCAACUGGCACGAGGAUGAAAUUUUCCGUAUUGAUCAUUAUCUGGGCAAGGAGAUGGUCAAGAACAUUCUUAUCCUCCGGUUUGGUAACGAAUUCUUCGGCGCGACUUGGAAUCGCAACCAUAUCGACAACGUGCAGAUUACUUUCAAGGAGCCUUUCGGAACCGAGGGCCGGGGUGGUUAUUUCGACGAGUUCGGCAUCAUCAGAGAUGUUAUGCAAAACCAUCUGCUGCAGGUGCUGACGCUCCUUGCUAUGGAGCGACCGAUCUCCUUCUCCGCGGAGGAUAUUAGAGACGAGAAGGUCCGAGUUCUUCGAGGCAUCCCAGCUAUCGAGCCAAAGAAUGUCAUCAUUGGUCAGUACGGGAAGUCACUGGAUGGUGCCAAGCCAGCGUAUAAGGAAGAUGAUACCGUGCCUAAAGAUUCGAGAUGUCCCACAUUCUGCGCCAUGGUCGCAUUCAUCAAGAACGAGAGAUGGGAUGGCGUGCCGUUCAUCCUGAAGGCUGGUAAGGCUCUCAACGAGCAGAAGACCGAAAUUCGAAUCCAGUUCAAGGACGUCACCUCGGGUAUUUUCAAGGACAUUCCACGGAAUGAGCUUGUCAUGCGAAUUCAGCCCAACGAGAGUGUGUACAUCAAAAUGAACUCUAAGCUACCUGGCUUGAGUAUGCAGACUGUGGUCACCGAGCUCGAUUUGACCUACCGAAGACGUUUCUCGGAUCUCAAGAUCCCAGAAGCCUACGAAUCUCUUAUCUUGGAUGCCCUAAAGGGUGAUCACUCGAACUUUGUUCGUGAUGAUGAAUUGGAUGCCAGCUGGAGAAUUUUCACACCGCUCCUCCACUACCUUGAUGACAACAAGGAAAUCAUUCCUAUGGAAUACCCAUAUGGUUCCCGUGGCCCCGCCGUCCUAGACGACUUCACUUCUUCCUAUGGUUAUAAAUUCAGUGAUGCAGCAGGAUAUCAAUGGCCAACAAGUCAAACGGCACCCAACAAGCUGUGA